AUGGUAGCGCUAUUUUCGCUGCAACCCUCUGAUUGUUGGCCUCAGGAACCCUUUACCUCGGAGGACUAUUUUGGAUACGGAAGCUACUUUUUACAGACAUGCUUCUCGUGUUUCGGUAGUAUCCUGAUACUUACCAUUUAAUUUUACUUCGACAGCCAAAUUGAUAGAUGAUCGUGGCCGCGAAAGGAUCUCUCGGUCGCGAAACAGGUAGCCUUUGCCAGGCAGUGCUACUGUUACAACUGCAUAGUGUUCGUACAUUCUACUUGACGCGAUCGUCGCUCCUGAAGGAUACGGCAGGGGAGAAAGGGUAUAGUGUCUUUACGAAGUCCACGACGCACGCUAAUAUCAUCUCUUUUUUCUGGGAUGAUCCGCAUUGUUGUUCCGGAAUUUUAUCCGCGGGGUUUGUCUUACAGGCACACAUAUAUUUUUUAAGCGUGUCUGUCAGCAUUACAGACCUAUCACACGCGUCAUUUUCUCAUGGUGCGCCUGCCUUUUGUCAAGUAACCAACUACAUAAUAAAACUUUGGUGAACAGUUAAAUUUGAGUUUGUAUAGGUCUUUCGAAAUGCACGUGGGAAUCUCCCGAGGUUUCGUCUACGAUCUAAUACAGGGACAUUCAUUUACUGACAG
This is a messenger RNA of Desarmillaria tabescens, 629 nucleotides long. RefSeq lists its product as uncharacterized. The transcript has a single exon. The coding region runs from base 168 to 530 and encodes 120 amino acids. NCBI's taxonomy places the organism in Eukaryota, Fungi, Basidiomycota, Agaricomycetes, Agaricales, Physalacriaceae. The record is from RefSeq and is a predicted model, not a curated record.